GACAGUACGGUAAUGCCAGAGAGGAGGUCCCGGAAACUACUGCGAAACAGAGGAAGACUUCAGUCAGUUUGAAUAAGAUUUGCAUGCUGAGAUGAGGUUUGCCCUGUUAGUACAUCUCCUCUGGCUGCAUUUCGCAGCAGAAAGCUUCAUUCGAGGAGAGGAGGUCCACAGGAAGCCCAACAUUGUCCUGAUGAUGGUGGAUGACUUGGGCAUCGGUGACAUUGGCUGCUACGGCAAUGAUUCCAUCAGGACUCCGAACAUCGACAGGCUGGCCUCUGAAGGGGUGAAGCUGACUCAGCACAUCGCAGCUGCUCCUCUUUGCACGCCGAGCAGAGCCGCUUUUGUGACGGGCCGCUACGCAGUCCGUUCAGGAAUGACGAGCGUGGGGCGCGUCCAGGUGCUGCUGUUUCUGGGAGGCUCUGGGGGGCUUCCCCCUGACGAGACCACCUUUGCUAAAAGGCUUCAGCAGCAAGGAUACACCACUGGUCUAGUGGGUAAAUGGCACCUGGGUGUGAGCUGUGAGCGCAGAGGGGAUCACUGCCAUCACCCCAACCAGCACGGCUUCAGCUACUUCUACGGCCUGCCGUUUACUCUGUUCAAUGACUGCGUGUCAGGGGAGGGCAGCGACGUGCUGGCAGACCUCCAGGAAAAACUCCAAAAUCUGGCCAUGCUGUUUGGACUCACUCUGGUGUGUGUCCAUGUAUGUGGCCUGUUUGAAGCCAGGCCGUGGCUCGUGGUGCCACUUUUAUUUCUCACCAUCCUAGCAACCGCAGUGUGGUAUGUGCCCUUUAAGCUGGUGCCAACCUGGAACUGCAUCAUCAUGAGGAACCAAGAAGUCAUUGAACAGCCAAUGACAGUGGAGACCCUGCCCCAGAGACUGCUGGGAGAAGCUCAGAAUUUUAUAAGGAGGAAUGCCGAUCGUCCCUUCCUCCUCUUUUUCUCGUUGGCUCACGUUCACGUGCCGCUGUUCAAAAAUCCUGCCUUUGCUGGCAAGAGUCGCCACGGUCGCUAUGGUGACAAUCUGGAGGAGAUGGACUGGAUGAUUGGUCAGCUAACGGAGACAGUGGACUCCCUCGGACUGGCCAGCAAUACUCUGAUAUACUUCACAUCAGACCACGGUGGACACCUGGAGGACUCCGAUUCCACCACUGGACAGAAAGGAGGCUGGAACAGUUUAUACAAAGGGGGGAAGGCCAUGGGGGGCUGGGAAGGAGGCAUCCGGGUCCCGGGGAUUUUCCGCUGGCCUGGCAGACUGGCAGCAGGAAGAGUUGUGGAUGAGCCCACCAGCCUCAUGGAUCUGUACCCCACCCUGAAAUAUUUAGCUGAGGAUACACUGCCUGACAGGCUGUUAGACGGCCAUAACCUCAUGCCGCUGCUGGAGGGAAAAGUUGGACGAUCGGACCAUGAAUUCAUGUUUCACUACUGUGGCAUUUACCUGAACGCUGUGCGAUGGCACCCGCCUGGAAGUGACUCCAUCUUUAAGAUACACUUUUUCACUCCCAACUUCUCACCCCCGGGUGCUGUUGGAUGUUACGACACACACGUGUGCAUGUGCCACGGAGAGCAUGUGACGCACCACAACCCGCCGCUGCUGUACGACCUGUCCCGCGACCCCUCGGAGUCCAGACCUCUGAGCCCAGAGACCGAGCCGCGGUACGCUGAAAUACUCGAACAGACCGCCACCGCGGUGGCCAGACACGAGAGCACCCUCACGAGCGGACAGACGUCGGAUGAGGCUCGCCCACACGCGGUUCAAGUUCAGAUGACUUGGGAGAAAAUCUUGUGGAGACCCUGGCUUCAGCCCUGCUGUGGGACGUUUCCGUUCUGCAGGUGCAAAGAGAACAUGACACAUGUUGUAGAUCAAAAAAUCCAAGAGUAGAUCGAGUUUGUGGUUGGAGCCUGGUGAAACUGUUCUCAGAGAAACGACAAACUGCAGGUGGUGGAAAAACAGUUUAACACUGUCAUGUUGCAUCCUGGCAUGAGAGGACAAUGUCCGCCCCUUCAAUCUGUUACUUCUUCUUUUUUACCUUCUUUUUUCAGCUAGUGUAGACGACAGAGGGAUUUGAGACUUCACAAGGUGAAUUCAUGUCAGGACAAAGUUGCAGUUGUAAAAUAACUGCAACUAGAAAUAAUCGUCAGAAUGACAAGAGUCACUCAGGACUCAUUAAUCUUGCAUUACAGGUUUUUACCAAAGAACGGUGCCUUGAGUGACUCAAAUGAGGCGCAGGGGGGAAAUGGAACCAAAUAACUUCAGGCCUUGCUGUUACACAGUGUUGGAAACUACUGGAUUGAAAUGUACACCAUGUACUGUACGCACCUCGUCUGAAACAAUAUCUACCAGCCAAGAGGAACAAUCAAAACUAAAAGCUCAGUCAGAUGAAAUGCUGUCGUCCUACUUUUUGCGACAGGUUUUACUUAAAUGUUAGUUCUACUUGAUAGAUAAAGACGCCUUUUGAAAGUGUGACAGCCAUCACGUCAUGCUCUUCUCUUUACUAUUAAAUAUGAUUAAUCAAAAUCAAUCAUCGCAUAACAGGGAUUUAUAAUUUAUUAAAAAUGUUUUGCACAAAAAUGAGGACUUAGAAUAAAUUAAUACAAAAUAAAUGAAUGAAACGAUACAAAAGGAUGAAGUGAAGGAACUUUUGCACUUUGACUGUAUUCACACUGUUUCUGGAAUUACUCCAUUAUUAUACUGAGAAAAUACAUUUGAGCCAGAAGAGACAACGUUUACUUUAUCAAUUUAGAAGAUAAGAAUGUUACAUUUGAUGUUAAAAUGCCAUUAUUUUUGUUACAUGUUACACAAUAAACAAGCUUUUCUCUUGCA
This is a messenger RNA of Salarias fasciatus (jewelled blenny), 2821 nucleotides long. It is a transcript of the gene arsh, whose product is annotated as arylsulfatase H. The coding region runs from base 92 to 1879 and encodes 595 amino acids. The transcript has 11 exons. Lineage: Eukaryota; Metazoa; Chordata; Actinopteri; Blenniiformes; Blenniidae. Gene Ontology annotation, molecular function: arylsulfatase activity. The record is from RefSeq and is a predicted model, not a curated record.